UUCUGUAUUAUUUUCAAGACUUAAAAUCAACUGAUAAUCACCAUAUUGUUACUGUAAUAAAUAUGGGUAGAUUCCACAAUAUUAGACUUAAACAGCAAACACAAAUGAAUGCUUUACAUUCUGAUCCAAUCUAGCAGAAGGCUAUGGAACUAUUUUGUAUAAAAAUGCCGCUCUCUUUAUAUGACCAAGCAUGAAAAAAUAGAAAGCUGACUGUAAAGCUUUAGGAUCUUUGAAGCGGGGAGGGGAAAUCAGCUUUAAACAGUUUUUUAAGGCAUGGUGUUCACUGCAUACUGGGGAAAGGAUCACAAAAUACAUAAACAUGUUGAAAUAAAAUAAGAGUCCAGUUUGGAACUAUGCCUGUUUGUAAGGCCAUAUUUCAAAAAUAUAAGAGUACAUGGUUUCUACCUAUUUGAAUUAUACACUUUAAAAAAUGUAGAGGGAUUUUUAUCAAUGACUGGCAUAUUUUGUUAUACCUUAAUUUUGAAAAAUUUCUGAAUGUGUGUGAUAAAAGAUUAAUGAAUUCUAAUACCUAAACUGAUUAUUGCUAGGCCUCAGGCAUCAAAAUGCCUGACAUGAUAACAUUUUUUUUCAUUUGUAAAAUAUUGUGCAGUUUAGUAUUUGGGGUGUUAAAAAUAAGCCCUCAACACAUCUGCAUUCUAAUAGUAGACCACAGCAUUUUUCGUGUUGAUGUAUGGGAAAUAUAUUUAUUUCUUAAUAAAAGUACGGUUGCUAGACAGGGUGCAGACAGUAUUUUUGUCAAAAAAAAAAAUAGAAGUCAGUGACCAAGCCCUUCAUGGGUUAAACCCUUAAAUGAAUGACCUCACCUGAUAAGGUGCAGUAAUGGUGUUUUAAAGCAGUCAGUUUGUUCUGCAAUGUUCUGGAAAUACAUGCGAGCUUCUGUUACGGUGCAAGAAGCCAAGGUACACGUAUGUGCAGACACUCACCCACACACGUCCCUCAGUGUCUUCUCAGCACAGGCUUCCUACUGCAUUGUGUUUCAUCACCAUUUCUCCUGGUUUUAACCCCAGUGAGCACAUUCUAGUUUAGAAUUCUUGCUAAAAGCAGAGCUGGGCCUUCAGACAAGCAGAAUGAUGAAGAAGCAGAUUUAUCAUAUGUAACAUUUUUGCUAGUAUCCUGGAAUCUCUUUUUACACACACACACACAAACACACACGCGUGCAUUCCUGACAUCAUUUUUUCCCAAGCUGUGAGAUUUUGAGCUUUACUGCAUCCACUUUCAUGGGGCCCUACUGUCCUGGAGAUUAGAGAGGGUGGGGUGAGGGGAGUAAGAAGGUGCUCUUUAGAGAAAGGUGAGUAUGCAGCACCUUUGAGCUUCAGCCAUUCGCUUGAUAGGAAACUACAGAGCACACACUUGCUAUUUUAUCUCAUUAGAAGCAGACCUUUGUAAACACAAAUUCACCUUAAGGACUUUGAAGGUGAUUUUUAUUUAAUUCACAUACAUGUAUGUAAGGAAAAAAAUGUCAUCAGGUGAACAAUUUCAGGGCUUCCUCCCCUUCCCUUUCUCCCCCAUUUUUAUUAAGCAGCCUAAAAAAAAUCUACCCAAAAUCUCAGGGUUCACCUAAAAUUCCUAGGCCUUUUAACUUCACUGAUGGCCCUACAAGAUGCCCUCUAUACAAAACAAAAUGCCACGCAGAUCUUUGAUAAAUGCCAGUGGAUCCUUCUCCACUUUUUGACUCUCUCCUUUGUCACUUUGGUAUGACCAUGGUUUGUUGCCUCAGGGGAUCAGUGAGUCACAGGGGCAGAACCCAUGCAAUACAGCAUUCUGGUAGGGAAACUAAUUUUGACUAAAAAAAGUUGCCAAUUUUAAUCUCCAAUUCCUGGACCCCCAGGUAUCUGGCAAGGUAUUUUAUCUUAGAUGUGUCUGGGGUAAUGUGCAAGAAGUAGUUUGACAAAAGACUCAAUUCAAUGUGUAUUCAAACUUGAUUGACAGAGAGAGAGAGAGAGGAGGUCAUUUUAUAAAGAUCUGUGAACACUGUAGAUUGGAAAUUUAUGUUUGCAAAAUUAAAAGGCGGGUGCCUCGAGUGGGUGCAUUUACAAAAUCUGUAGCAUCCAGGUUUCCUGAAAUUAGCUCAAUUCUACGGAUAAGAUUGUGAACGUGGCUCAUAAAUAAUCAAUAGGUAGAGGAAAAGCAUGCAUUUUGCACCAGGCAGUGCAUUCAGUAGUAUUUCAGAAAUGGGCACUUGGAUUUCCUUGGCUUCCAUGCGUGGCCCACCUCGCCAGAGCAGGGCAGGCACCCCAGGGUGCGCCCACACAAACAAGCGUGUCUGGGGAUUUUCUCGGCUGCUGCGCUGAAGCGCACGCUGGGCCUCGGUGCCUGCACCCGCAGCCUGGGAGACAGGGAGGUGGUGCUACCUGCCUGCGGGCUGUGUCCCCUCCAUAGGACACUAGUGGGCGGCAAACCUCACCAGACUCUUGCAGCCAGCCUUCAGCAGAGCCAGCAAACCCGGCCGCCGCCGAGGGAGGACGGCUCCAUGCAGACGGCCAGGGGCUUUCUUCUAGAGACGCCUCCCCACGAUCUCUCAAGUUCACUGCGCCCAAACUCCCGUGCCGUGGAGUUCGUCUUUCGAGAACCGUGCAAAGGCGACCGCAGUUUUCAGUGAAGACCUACACUCCAGCCUCUACUUUGUCAAUGCAUCUCUGCAAGAGGUAGUGUUUGCCAGCACCACGGGGACUCUGGUGCCCUGCCCCGCAGCAGGCAUCCCUCCUGUGACUCUCAGAUGGUACCUAGCCACGGGCGAGGAGAUCUACGAUGUUCCCGGGAUCCGCCACGUCCACCCCAACGGCACUCUCCAAAUUUUCCCCUUCCCUCCUUCAAGCUUCAGUACCUUAAUCCAUGAUAAUACUUAUUAUUGCACAGCUGAAAAUCCUUCAGGGAAAAUUAGAAGUCAGGAUGUCCACAUCAAGGCUGUUUUACGGGAGCCCUAUACAGUCCGUGUGGAGGACCAGAAAACCAUGAGAGGCAAUGUCGCGGUCUUCAAGUGCAUUAUCCCCUCCUCGGUGGAGGCGUACAUCGCUGUCGUCUCAUGGGAGAAAGACACGGUUUCACUUGUCUCAGGAUCUAGAUUUCUCAUCACAUCCACGGGAGCCUUGUAUAUUAAAGAUGUACAGAAUGAAGAUGGAUUGUAUAACUAUCGCUGCAUCACGCGGCAUCGAUACACUGGAGAGACGAGGCAGAGCAACAGCGCGAGACUUUUUGUAUCAGACCCAGCGAACUCAGCCCCAUCCAUCCUGGAUGGGUUUGACCAUCGCAAAGCCAUGGCUGGGCAGCUUGUGGAGCUGCCUUGCAAAGCGCUUGGGCACCCUGAGCCAGAUUACCGCUGGCUGAAGGACAACAUGCCCCUGGAACUUUCAGGGAGGUUCCAGAAGACCGUGACGGGGCUGCUCAUUGAGAACACUCGCCCCUCGGAUUCAGGCAGCUAUGUGUGUGAAGUGUCCAACAGAUACGGAACUGCUAAGGUGAUAGGCCGCCUGUACGUGAAACAGCCACUGAAAGCUACCAUCAGUCCCAGGAAGGUUAAAAGCAGCGUGGGUAGCCAAGUUUCCUUGUCCUGCAGCGUGACAGGAACUGAGGACCAGGAACUCUCCUGGUACCGCAAUGGUGAAAUCCUCAACCCUGGAAAAAAUGUGAGGAUCACAGGGAUCAACCACGAAAACCUUAUAAUGGAUCACAUGGUCAAAAGUGACGGGGGCGCAUACCAGUGCUUUGUGCGCAAGGACAAGCUGUCCGCUCAAGACCAUGUGCAGGUGGUCCUUGAAGAUGGAACUCCCAAAAUUAUUUCUGCCUUUAGUGAAAAGGUGGUGAGUCCCGCAGAGCCGGUUUCCCUCAUGUGCAACGUGAAGGGAACACCUUUGCCCACGAUCACGUGGACGCUGGACGACGACCCGAUUCUCAAGGGUGGCAGUCACCGCAUCAGCCAGAUGAUCACGUCGGAGGGGAACGUGGUCAGCUACCUGAACAUCUCCAGCUCGCAGGUCCGGGACGGGGGAGUCUACCGCUGCACUGCCAACAACUCGGCGGGAGUCGUCCUGUACCAGGCUCGAAUAAACGUAAGAGGGCCUGCAAGCAUUCGACCAAUGAAAAACAUCACAGCAAUAGCUGGACGGGACACAUACAUUCACUGCCGUGUGAUUGGCUAUCCGUAUUACUCCAUUAAGUGGUACAAGAACUCUAACCUGCUUCCUUUUAACCACCGCCAAGUGGCAUUUGAGAACAAUGGAACUCUUAAACUUUCGGAUGUGCAAAAGGAAGUGGACGAGGGGGAGUACACGUGCAACGUGUUGGUUCAACCACAGCUCUCCACCAGCCAGAGCGUCCACGUGACGGUGAAAGUUCCACCUUUCAUACAACCCUUUGAGUUCCCAAGAUUCUCCAUUGGGCAGCGGGUCUUCAUCCCUUGUGUCGUGGUCUCAGGGGACUUACCCAUCACGAUCACCUGGCAGAAGGAUGGCCGGCCAAUCCCUGGGAGCCUUGGGGUGACCAUUGACAACAUUGACUUCACAAGCUCCUUGAGGAUUUCCAAUCUCUCCCUGAUGCACAAUGGGAAUUACACCUGCAUAGCCCGAAAUGAGGCUGCAGCUGUGGAGCACCAAAGCCAGUUGAUUGUGAGAGUUCCUCCCAAAUUUGUGGUUCAGCCACGGGACCAGGAUGGGAUUUAUGGCAAAGCUGUCAUCCUCAAUUGUUCUGCUGAGGGUUACCCUGUACCUACCAUCGUGUGGAAAUUCUCUAAAGGUGCUGGGGUUCCGCAGUUCCAGCCAAUUGCCCUAAAUGGUCGAAUCCAAGUUCUCAGCAAUGGGUCGUUGCUGAUCAAGCAUGUUGUGGAAGAAGACAGUGGCUACUACCUCUGCAAGGUCAGCAACGAUGUGGGCGCAGACGUCAGCAAGUCCAUGUACCUCACAGUUAAAAUUCCUGCAAUGAUAACAUCCUAUCCAAAUACUACCCUGGCCACACAGGGGCAAAAAAAGGAAAUGAGCUGCACAGCACAUGGUGAGAAGCCCAUUAUAGUCCGCUGGGAGAAGGAGGACCGAAUCAUUAACCCCGAGAUGGCCCGUUAUCUUGUGUCCACCAAGGAGGUGGGAGAAGAGGUGAUUUCUACUCUGCAGAUUUUGCCAACUGUGAGAGAAGAUUCUGGUUUCUUCUCCUGCCAUGCUAUUAAUUCUUAUGGGGAGGACCGUGGAAUAAUUCAGCUCACAGUGCAAGAGCCCCCGGACCCUCCCGAAAUUGAGAUCAAAGAUGUCAAAGCCCGCACAAUUACGCUCAGGUGGACCAUGGGGUUUGAUGGAAACAGCCCCAUCACCGGCUACGAUAUUGAAUGCAAAAACAAAUCAGACUCCUGGGAUUCUGCUCAGAGAACCAAAGAUGUUUCCCCUCAGCUGAACUCGGCCACCAUCAUUGAUAUCCACCCUUCCUCCACCUACAGCAUCCGCAUGUACGCCAAGAACCGGAUUGGCAAGAGCGAGCCCAGCAACGAGCUCACCAUCACGGCGGACGAGGCAGCUCCUGACGGUCCACCUCAGGAAGUUCACCUGGAGCCUAUAUCAUCUCAGAGCAUCAGGGUCACAUGGAAGGCUCCCAAGAAACAUUUGCAAAAUGGGAUUAUCCGCGGCUACCAAAUAGGUUACCGAGAGUACAGCACUGGGGGUAACUUCCAGUUCAACAUUAUCAGCGUCGACACCAGCGGGGACAGCGAGGUCUACACCCUGGACAACCUGAAUAAGUUCACCCAGUACGGCCUGGUGGUGCAGGCCUGCAACCGGGCCGGCACGGGGCCUUCUUCUCAGGAAAUCAUCACCACCACUCUCGAGGAUGUGCCCAGUUACCCCCCCGAAAAUGUCCAAGCCAUAGCAACAUCACCAGAAAGCAUAUCAAUAUCCUGGUCCACACUUUCCAAGGAAGCCUUGAAUGGAAUUCUCCAGGGGUUCAGAGUCAUUUACUGGGCCAACCUCAUGGAUGGAGAGCUGGGUGAGAUUAAAAACAUCACCACCACACAACCUUCCCUGGAGCUGGACGGGCUGGAAAAGUACACCAACUACAGCAUCCAGGUGUUGGCCUUCACCCGCGCAGGAGAUGGGGUCAGGAGUGAGCAGAUCUUCACCCGGACCAAAGAGGAUGUUCCAGGUCCUCCUGCGGGCGUGAAGGCAGCGGCGGCCUCAGCCUCCAUGGUCUUUGUGUCCUGGCUUCCCCCUCUCAAGCUGAACGGCGUCAUCCGAAAGUACACUGUAUUCUGCUCCCACCCCUAUCCCACAGUGAUCAGCGAGUUUGAGGCCUCCCCUGACUCAUUUUCCUACAGAAUCCCCAACCUGAGUAGGAAUCGUCAGUACAGCGUCUGGGUGGUGGCCGUAACUUCAGCUGGAAGAGGCAACAGCAGUGAAAUCAUCACUGUCGAGCCAUUAGCAAAAGCUCCUGCACGAAUCUUGACCUUCAGUGGGACAGUGACUACUCCAUGGAUGAAAGACAUUGUCUUGCCUUGUAAGGCUGUCGGGGACCCUUCUCCUGCGGUCAAAUGGAUGAAAGACAGUAACGGGACACCCAGUCUAGUAACGAUUGAUGGGCGGAGGAGCGUCUUUAGCAACGGAAGCUUCAUUAUUCGCACGGUGAAAGCAGAAGACUCUGGCUAUUACAGCUGCAUCGCCAAUAACAACUGGGGAUCCGAUGAAAUUAUUUUAAACUUACAAGUACAAGUUCCGCCAGAUCAGCCUCGCCUGACAGUCUCCAAGACCACGUCUUCCUCCAUUACCCUUUCUUGGCUCCCUGGAGACAACGGAGGCAGCUCUAUCAGGGGGUACAUCCUACAGUAUUCUGAAGACAACAGCGAGCAAUGGGGGAGCUUUCCGAUCAGCCCCAGCGAGCGCUCCUACCGCUUGGAAAAUCUGAAAUGUGGGACUUGGUAUAAGUUCACACUUACAGCCCAAAAUGGAGUGGGUCCAGGGCGCAUAAGUGAAAUCAUAGAAGCAAAGACCUUAGGAAAAGAGCCCCAGUUCUCAAAGGAGCAGGAGCUGUUUGCCAGCAUCAACACCACGCGCGUGAGGCUGAACCUCAUCGGCUGGAAUGACGGUGGCUGCCCCAUCACCUCCUUCACACUGGAGUACAGGCCCUUUGGGACCACGGUGUGGACCACAGCUCAGAGGACCUCUCUCUCCAAGUCCUACAUCCUGUAUGACUUGCAGGAAGCCACGUGGUAUGAGCUGCAGAUGCGGGUGUGCAACAGCGCCGGCUGUGCAGAGAAGCAGGCCAACUUCGCCACGCUGAACUACGACGGCAGUACAAUUCCUCCACUCAUUAAGUCAGUUGUCCAAAGUGAAGAAGGGCUGACGACCAACGAGGGGCUCAAGAUGCUGGUGACCAUCUCCUGUAUCCUGGUGGGAGUUUUGCUGCUGUUCGUGCUCCUGCUGGUUGUACGGAGGAGGCGGCGGGAGCAGAGGCUGAAGAGGCUGCGAGAUGCAAAGAGUUUAGCUGAAAUGCUCAUGAGUAAGAACACCCGGACUUCAGAUACCUUAAGCAAGCAGCAGCAGACCCUGCGAAUGCACAUUGACAUACCCAGGGCUCAACUUUUGAUUGAAGAGAGAGACACGAUGGAGACCAUCGAUGAUCGCUCCACGGUUCUGUUGACGGAUGCUGACUUUGGAGAGGCAGCUAAGCAGAAGUCCCUGACGGUCACUCACACGGUCCAUUACCAAUCGGUGUCUCAGGCCACUGGGCCCUUAGUGGAUGUUUCAGACGCUCGGCCGGGAACGAAUCCCACCACCAGGAGGAAUGCCAAGGCUGGGCCCACAUCGAGAAACCGCUACGCCAGCCAGUGGACCCUCAACCGACCCCACCCCACCAUCUCAGCACACACCCUCACCACAGACUGGAGGCUGCCAACACCCAGGGCUGCAGGAUCGGUAGACAAAGAGAGUGACAGUUACAGUGUGAGCCCAUCGCAAGAUACAGAUCGAGCAAGAAGCAGCAUGGUCUCCACAGAAAGUGCCUCCUCCACUUACGAAGAACUGGCCAGGGCCUACGAACAUGCCAAGAUGGAAGAGCAACUGAGGCACGCCAAGUUCACCAUCACAGAGUGCUUCAUAUCAGACACGUCAUCCGAACAGUUGACGGCAGGGACAAAUGAGUACACGGACAGUCUGACCUCCAGCACCCCUUCCGAAUCGGGAAUCUGCAGGUUCACUGCAUCUCCCCCCAAACCUCAGGAUGGAGGACGAGUGAUGAAUAUGGCAGUUCCAAAGGCACAUCGGCCAGGUGACCUCAUACAUUUGCCUCCAUACCUUAGAAUGGACUUUUUGUUAAACCGAGGUGGUCCAGGCACCAGCAGGGACCUGAGCUUAGGACAAGCGUGCUUGGAACCUCAGAAAAGCCGGACCCUGAAGCGCCCCACGGUCCUGGAGCCCAUCCCGAUGGAAGCCGCCUCCUCCGCCUCCUCCACGAGAGAAGGACAGUCGUGGCAGGCGGGGGCCGUGGCCACAUUACCUCAGCGGGAGGGGGCAGAGCUGGGACAGGCAGCUAAAAUGAGCAGCUCCCAAGAAUCACUGCUCGACUCCCGGGGCCAUUUGAAAGGAAACAAUCCUUACGCAAAAUCUUACACCCUGGUAUAACAGACAGCAUGAGUGGACGCGGUUGUAAAUACAAUUCAAACAGUUCAAUCAAAGCUACCUUUUUUUUACGGAAUUCCAAUAUUUAUAAUUAAAGAAAAUUGCCAAAAUAUAUUAAAAAAAAAAGAGAAAAUACUGAAACCACAGACAGUGCAAAGACUCUCCUGCUUUUUUUCUGUCUGAGUGUGAGCUCCAUCCGCCUGGGCAUCUGAUUUUUUGGGAAAGAAGUCCAGUUUUAUGAUCUUCACAGGCUACUGCAUUUUUACUGAUUUUCUACAAAAGUGCAUGGGGGGAUUAAUUAAACCUUCUGACUGGAAGUUCUAUCACACAAGAGGCAAGAAAGAAAACAGGGUGGGGGGAAAUUAGCCUAUUUGUGAAUUUAAAAGGAACACCGAUUUGUGGGCAGGGGAAAACCACAGUCACCUUUGCACACCUUUCUUUCCCAUUAGAAACUGGGUUCUCAAUUUGGUCUUCUUUUGUUGUUAAUUAGGAUGAGUGCCGUCAGUGAAGGGGUGGGGGGAAUCAAUUUGGUUUUCUUUUUUGUUUCUUUUUUAAUUUAAUGAGACACUCUUUGCAUUUUGUCUAAGCGAAAUAAAAAAGAAAAGGUUGUCUGCCUUUA
Messenger RNA from Callithrix jacchus (white-tufted-ear marmoset), 9222 nucleotides. The record is from RefSeq and is a predicted model, not a curated record. Lineage: Eukaryota; Metazoa; Chordata; Mammalia; Primates; Cebidae.